UUACACCGCAUUAAACAAUCCGAACCAUGCCAAGUAUUUGAACUGAAAUAAAUGAAAUCCACAAAGAAGUGAACUCCAAAAAAACUGAGGAAACUCUGAGAAAGUAAAAGUUUGAUUAAAUCAAGUAUUUAUUGGUAUUGUAGUGGAGGAUUUCUCUGCAUAUAUAGAAUUGUAGACUAGAGAUCAAUUCUUGCUAUACGCAUGGAUACUUUCCCUAGUCACAAAAGGGUCCAUCUGAUUGAUUAUAAAAGAUAACGGACUUAUGAAAAAUAUAAAACAAAUUGAGGGUCUAGACUGAAAUAAUGAGAGUAACGCCCAUUCCGUGUUAAGAAAGUGUUGAAGUGUCAUCUCCUUAUAUAAAUCAAAUCAAUAAAUUUGCAAGCUGUCGGGUGUUCAAACUCGCCGUUUAGUUUUACGUAAAUCUCGGAACGAGUUUUGCCUUAUUGGGAACUUGCUCCGUCGUUGAUUCAUUCCCUGUCAUAUUAGUUUACAUGGCAAUAGCUGCAGCUGUAAUAGUGCCUUUAGGCCUUCUCUUCUUCAUCUCUGGUCUCCUCAUGAACCUCCUUCAGGCAAUUUGUUAUGUACUCGUUAGACCCCUGUCUAAGAACACAUACAGAAAAAUCAACCGGGUGGUCGCAGAAACUUUGUGGCUUGAGCUUGUCUGGAUCGUUGACUGGUGGGCAGGAGUCAAGAUCAAAGUGUUUGCUGAUGAUGAGACCCUCAGUCGAAUGGGAAAAGAACAUGCUCUUGUCGUUUGUAAUCACCGAAGUGAUAUCGAUUGGCUUGUGGGAUGGAUUCUGGCUCAGAGGUCAGGUUGCCUGGGAAGUGCGUUAGCUGUAACGAAGAAGUCUAACAAGUUUCUUCCAGUCAUAGGCUGGUCAAUGUGGUUCUCAGAGUUUCUGUUUUUGGAAAGAAAUUGGGCAAAGGAUGAAAGCACAAUAAAGUCAGGUCUUCAACGCUUGAAAGACUUCCCUCAGCCUUUCUGGCUAGCCCUUUUUGUGGAGGGAACCCGCUUUACAGAGACAAAACUUAAAGCAGCACAAGAAUACGCAGCGUCCUCUGAGUUGCCUAUCCCUCGUAAUGUCUUGAUUCCUCGUACCAAAGGUUUUGUGUCAACUGUAAGUAAUAUGCGUUCAUUUGUCCCAGCCAUUUAUGAUAUGACCGUGGCUAUUCCAAAAACUUCUCCACCCCCAACAAUGCUAAGACUAUUCAGAGGACAGCCUUCUGUGGUGCAUGUUCACAUAAAGUGUCACUCGAUGAAAGACUUGCCUGAAUCAGAUGAGGCAAUUGCACAGUGGUGCAUAAAUCAGUUUGUGGCUAAGGAUGCACUGUUAGACAAACACAUAGCGGCAGACACUUUCCCUGGUCAGCAGGAGCAGAACAUUGGCCGUCCCAUAAAGUCUCUUGCAGUGGUUUUAUCAUGGGCCUGCCUACUAACUCUAGGAGCAAUUAAAUUCUUACACUGGUCAGAUCUCUUUUCCUCAUGGAAAGGCAUGGCGUUGUCGGCACUUGGUCUAGGUGUCAUCACUCUCUGUAUGCAGAUCCUGAUCCGUUCCUCUCAGUCAGAGCGUUGGACCCCAGCCAAGACAAAUGACCAUCACCACGCAGGAUCAUUCUCCCAAACAGAUGUGGAGAAGGACAAGUAAAAAAAGAUGAUUCUAACAGAUCAAACGACAUACACAACAAGAAGCUUGUCAGUUUUGUUAUAAGUAACCAAAAAAAAAAUAUCAAAGUGAAAUCCUUUAAUAUCAUCGAUUUUUGUCCAGUUAUCAGUACUAUCUACACUUCUGUAGACCUUAGGAUUUUCUGUUUGUUCUUAAGUUCAUAGUCCUUGUAUAACUGGAUAGUUUCUAUUAUUAGAUUUGAAUUUGGGAUUGAUCUUUAGACUUGCUUUAUCGAAAACAGCUUAUUUUUGCAGCU
Brassica napus (rape) is the source of this 1920-nucleotide messenger RNA. RefSeq names its product 1-acyl-sn-glycerol-3-phosphate acyltransferase 2-like. The coding region runs from base 492 to 1646 and encodes 384 amino acids. Gene Ontology annotation, cellular component: endomembrane system. The record is from RefSeq and is a predicted model, not a curated record. Lineage: Eukaryota; Viridiplantae; Streptophyta; Magnoliopsida; Brassicales; Brassicaceae. The transcript is spliced from 11 exons. Gene Ontology annotation, molecular function: 1-acylglycerol-3-phosphate O-acyltransferase activity.